Messenger RNA from Apiotrichum porosum, 1911 nucleotides. RefSeq names its product ferroxidase fet3 (gene FET3). The record is from RefSeq and is a predicted model, not a curated record. Lineage: Eukaryota; Fungi; Basidiomycota; Tremellomycetes; Trichosporonales; Trichosporonaceae. Gene Ontology annotation, molecular function: ferroxidase activity; copper ion binding. Gene Ontology annotation, biological process: cellular response to iron ion starvation; reductive iron assimilation. The coding region runs from base 1 to 1911 and encodes 636 amino acids. Gene Ontology annotation, cellular component: high-affinity iron permease complex. The transcript has 2 exons.
AUGAUCGCCAACCUUGCCGCGGCCCUCCCCCUCCUGGCCGUCGCCAAGGCCGCCACCAUCGAGCACUGGUGGAACAUCUCGUACGCUACUGCCAACCCCGACCAGCUCUUUGAGCGUCGCGUCAUUGGUGUCAACGGCUCGUGGCCUCCUCCCAUCCUCUACGCUACCCAGGGUGACACCCACCUGAUCCACGCCUACAACGGUCUUGGCGAUGACAGCAUCCCCACUGCCCUCCACGCCCACGGCAUGUUCUUCAACGGUACCACCUACUAUGACGGUGCUACCGGUGUUACCCAGUGUGGUAUCCCCAGCGGCGAGACCCUCGACUACUACAUCGACACGUCGCUCAACAAGGGUACUUACUGGAUCCACGGCCACUACAACGGCCAGUACGUCGACGGUCUCCGUUCGCCCAACAUCAUUCUCCCCAAGGCGAACCGUACCGACAAUGUCACUUGGGACGAGGAGUACACUGUGAUUGCUUCCGACUGGUACCACCGUCAGCACCAGGACAUGCUUGACAACGACUUCCUCCACUGGACCAACCCCACUGGUGCCGAGCCCGUUCCCGAGUCUGCCGUCAUCUACAUUGCCCAGGGUGACAAGUACCUCAACACGAACGAGGAGAUCUCGUCGGGUGUUGGUGUCAGCGACAACGCCGUCAUUCCCUUUGCUGCCGGCAAGAGCUACCGUCUCCGUAUCAUCAACAUGGCUGCCCUCGCCAUGUUCUACAUUGCCAUUGACCAGCACGACAUUUACGUUAUUGAGGUCGACGGUGUCGAGGUCGAGCCCUACCUCAUGGACGUCCUCACCAUCUCGGUCGCCCAGCGUUACUCGGUCCUCGUCCAGGCCAAGAACGAGACCAACACCAACUACGCCAUGAUGUUCAUGCAGUCCGAGGACAUGUACGACACCGUCCCCGAGGACCUUGUCCUUAACAACACUGUUCAGAUCCAGUACGCUUCGGCCAACGCCAACGCCACUGAGGUCAUCUACGACGACAUCCCCACCAUCAACGACACCGACUUCCGUCCCAUUGAGAUCAUGGCCUCGGCUCCCGCUGACGUCGAGUUUGUCAUGCACGCCUACUUUGACACCUUUGACGACGGCACCAACCGCGCCUCGUUCUCGCUCGACGGUGGCUACCAGAACAUCACCUACCAGACGCCCAAGGUCCCCACCCUCUUCACCGCCGCGUCGAUGGGCAACGACUCGUACGACACCGACAUUUACGGCCACAUGACCAACGUCAUGACCUACAAGCACAUGCAGAACAUCCAGCUCACCCUCUUCAACUGGGACGCCGGAUUCCACCCCUUCCACCUCCACGGUCACGAGUUCCAGGUCAUUGAGAAGUCGUUUGACGUCACCUCGGACGACGAGGUCAUCAACCCCCAGACCGUCGACAUUCAGGCCAACCCUGCCCGUCGUGACACCAUCACCGUUCCCCCCGGAGGCAAGGUCGUUCUCCGCUGGCGCGCCGACAACCCCGGUGCGUGGUUCUUCCACUGCCACAUUGACUGGCACCUGUCGUCUGGUCUUGCCGCCGUCUUCGUCGAGGCCCCCGAGGUCCUCCAGGCCAACAACACCAUCCCCCAGGUCAUGUACGACCAGUGCACCAAGAUGGGCCAGAAGUCGACCGGCAACGUCGUCGGCCUCAACUCGACCACCGACUUUAGCGGCCAGCCCUGGGGUCCCUUCCCUCUCAAGAUGAACUGGACCCCCAAGGCCAUUGGCGCCCUUGCCGGCUGCAUCAUCACCUUCCUCGUCGGCUUUGCUACUAUUGUCUGGUACGGCCACGGCGGUCUCUCGGAGGAGGAGCUCGAGGAGGAGGUCCGCCACGCCGUCGACCAGAAGCAGAAGAAGAUUCCCCUUUGGAAGAAGGUCGUUGGCGGCUCCAACACCAACUAA